GGUGGUGGUAAUUUUUGAUACCUUAAACUUCUUUAUAUACAUACCAUUGAACCAUUCAGCCAUUGACGAUAAGACGAGUAGACGACUGAAAGACUGAACGACGAAACGAAAGAAAGGGUUUUCAAGCGAGAAAUUUUAUAUGCGAAAGGAAGAAAUACUUGUUGUGUAGAUUGGACACGCGACGAAUCGUACCACGGACGACUGUACGUUAUAGAAAGAGUUUACUUUGUGGAAAUUACCACGAGUUUAAAGUUUCAAUACGAAAUAGCGAUCACGAGAGUUGGGAAUCAGGAGAUAUAUACAUACGAGGAUUGAUGAUAUCGUCGCCCCUGGAGUGAUAUUGGGUAGGAAGAAUAACACCGCUUUUUGAAUCAUCGAUCUUCUUCAAUCAAGUUACAUAUACAUCUUGACGAGUUUGAAACCUCAUCAAACAAAUCUGUGUAGCAAAAUCACACACAUCAUUCCGAGAUCAAACGAUCCAUCAAGUUCACCACAUCAUAUUACCCCAUCUUUCCCACAAGAAAAUUCACCAUGUCUCCCCACACAUCUCCAAGGGGAACCACAAGCUCGGACCCUGAAUCCUCUGAAACGGGUCUAGAAUCCAAGUUGAGAGAUCUCAUGACUUAUUCUCCAUUUACUACGGCUACUUCGUCAUCUAUUCCUGGCCUAGGUUUAGAUUCCCCGGCUUCACAGACUGCAGAUCUGGAGAGUCUUCCCAAUACCGAUACUGAGAAUUCUUCUGGAGCAUCUUCGGAUUUUGAAGAUGGUGAUAUGGAUGGAGAUAUAGAGGAAGAAAGUGAUUGGAAAUUUGAAGUCACCCCCGAGAUGACUCGUCGAUUAUCCAUCGUGCCAAGUCCGGAAAUCACAAGAAGAUUAAGUCUCGUACCCAUGUCGAUGCCUUCUCAUCUUCUCCAAGCCUCUCAAUCUCUCUCUCAAGCUCUGGAAAUGCAGGAACAAGAUGAAGAGGCCGUCGAUGAAGAAGUCGAGAAAAUCACUCUCCCCACUCUACCAAACGAACUCAAGUUGGAAAUCUUUUCCCAUCUAGACCCUAUCGAUGCCACAUGUCUCGCUCUCACUUCUCGCCAUACGUAUCUCAUCUACCGCGCCAUCCACGGCACUGCUCUCCCUCUCAACACCCGCCGCGUUGGACCCAAUGACCUCGAAUACGCAUUCACAAAAUCCACCGAGAAUAUGUGUAAGCAUUGUGGUAAAGGUCGCUGUGAACUCUGGAUGCAUAUCCGAGAGUUCAUGGAGACGGGACCUCUAGAGCGAGAAUAUUGCGGGAUGAAAGGAAAUUUUGGGGGUAAGGGAAGAGAGGGCGUCGAUGGGUGUUGGAGGGGUAAACCGAGUAAACCGCGGAGAUGCGGAAAACAUCCCGAACGCACGACGACGGUGAGGGUAGAGGAUGGAGGUGAAAAUCUGGAGAGGAUUAUUAGAGAGGCGAGGGCUGCGGUGGGGGUUUAGUCACAUUCAUUCGUGGUGCGUCUUUGCUGCUGAUGGGAUGGAGUUACGAGUUUAGAUCAGUUAGUUGGGAAACAACGAAAUACCGUGUCGAGCAGAGAAGAUGGUUAGGGUUGAACGAGCGAAAGAGAAAUUGAGAAAUAGAGUGCGCAAGUACAUAUUUGAAUGUUGGGAGAUAGAUGGGUACAUAUUCUCAGUCGACAGAUAUCUAGAUUUACACGCGAUACCCGACAUGUUGGCGAUUGUUGCAUGCUUUGUUUGCAUUGUUUGCAUGGAUAUAGGAAGAUAUGCGGGAUGGUGGGUGGGAUUUUUGCUUUUGCUUCUGGAUUGGUUGAUUGGUUGCUUGGGUGCUUACUUGGUUACAUAUGGAUGGGUAUGAUGUACAUGUAUGUAUGAUGAGUAUGUAUGUAUGAUGGAUGUUAUAAAUGAGUUAGUGAGUGGAUUGCUAGCUUGUAGAUACCAUGAAUGUGAAAGAAUUUGAAAUCA
Molecule: messenger RNA, 1947 nt
Organism: Botrytis cinerea B05.10
Lineage: Eukaryota; Fungi; Ascomycota; Leotiomycetes; Helotiales; Sclerotiniaceae
Exons: 2
Coding region: 532-1464 (310 amino acids)
Molecular function (GO): protein binding
Source: RefSeq, a predicted model, not a curated record